AUGGGCAGAACUAGUUUGGCUUGCUCUAGAGAACUGCAGAUGAGCUGAAUGGGAGUGCAGAAGAGAGCCAGAGGUUUUGGGCCCUUCAGACAAUACCUGGUUAAUUCCAGCUGGGAAGCAGUGAAGGAACUGUCCAAGAGAGGCCUUGGUGAAAACAUCAGCCUCCAUAUCAUGCAGCUGCCAGUGGUUUACCAGAAAGCAAAAGAGCAAGUUUUCAAGAUAUGGACAACUCUUCAGCCACUGCUUACUGUUCAUGUUGGGCUGGCUUCAUCUGCCAAAGCACUCAUCAUCCUUGAGCAGUGUGGGAAGAACAAAGGCUACCAAGAGAUGGAUGCUUGUGGGUUUCACCCAGAAGGUGGCUGUUGCAUGCUAGAUGGCCCAGAAAAGAUUGAAUCUACAAUUAAUAUGAAGACUCUCUGGAAAAACAUCUCACUGGAAGGGAUUGAUAUCAUCUUCUCCAGAGAUGCAGGAAGGUACAUCUGUGAUUACACCUACUACACCUCUCUGUACUAUGGCAAUGGCAGAGCUGCUUUCAUCCAUGUGCCUCCAUUAUCCACGUUGGUAACAGCAGACUUUCUAGGAAAAGCAUUACAGACAAUUAUCUUAGAAAUGCUAAAGCAGUGUGGGGAACAGAGAAAGAUGGAUCAUGUAGGGAAAAACAUGAGGAUUUCUUAG
This is a messenger RNA of Pogoniulus pusillus (Red-fronted tinkerbird), 675 nucleotides long. It is a transcript of the gene PGPEP1L, whose product is annotated as pyroglutamyl-peptidase I like. Gene Ontology annotation, cellular component: cytosol. Lineage: Eukaryota; Metazoa; Chordata; Aves; Piciformes; Lybiidae. The record is from RefSeq and is a predicted model, not a curated record. Gene Ontology annotation, molecular function: pyroglutamyl-peptidase activity. Gene Ontology annotation, biological process: proteolysis.